AUGGCAGAAGAUCCUAGUUCAUCGAAAACAUGGCAUCAUCGUUGUAACACGUGUGAAAUGACUUUUAUCUGUGCAGAUGAUCUUACGGAACACACAUACAUGCACACGGGAAAAAAAUCUUUCCAAUGCUCCGUGUGUUCGCAGACAUACCGCUCAAGAAGUUACCUAGCAGUUCACAUGCGAAGUCACACGGGAGAAAAACCCUAUAUUUGCAACAUAUGUCAUAAAGCUUUUACGCGUAGUUAUUCUCUUACUUUGCAUAUGCGUAUUCACGUGGAUGAAAAACCCCAUGUUUGCAAAAUAUGUCACCAAGCUUUCAGGGGUGGUAGCAAUCUUUCGCAGCAUAUGCUUGUGCACACUGAUGAAAAACCCUAUGUUUGCAAGGUGUGCCAAAAAGGUUUUAGGCGUAGUUAUUCUCUUACUUUGCAUAUGCUUAUCCAUUCGGACGAAAAACCCCACGUUUGCAAUGUGUGCCAAAAAGCUUUUAGGCAAGGACGAACUCUUCAUUCUCACAUGCUUAUCCACACCGGUGAAAAACCCUACGUUUGCAAGGUAUGUCAUCGAGCUUUCAGGGAUAGUAGCAAUCUUUCGCAGCACAUGCUUAUCCACACGGGUGAAAAACCCUUUGUUUGCAACGUGUGCCAAAAAGUUUUUAGGCAACGACAUACCCUUCAUUCUCACAUGCUUAUCCACACCGGUGAAAAACCCUACGUUUGCAAGGUAUGUCAUCGAGCUUUCAGGGAUAGUAGCAAUUUUUCGCAGCACAUGCUUAUCCACACCGGUGAAAAACCCUAUGUUUGCAAGGUGUGCCAAAAAGCUUUUAGGCAAGGACAAACUCUUCAUUCUCACAUGCUUAUCCACACCGGUGAAAAACCCUACGUUUGCAAGGUGUGCCAAAAAGCUUUUAGGCAAGGACAUACCCUUCAUUCUCACAUGCUUAUCCACACGGGUGAAAAACCCCACGUUUGCAAUGUGUGCCAAAAAGCUUUUAGGCAAGGACGAACUCUUCAGUCUCACAUGCUUAUCCACACGGGUGAAAAAUCCCAUGUUUGCAAGGUGUGCCAUGAAGCUUUUAGACGCCACAAUCUACUCAAGAAACACAUGUUGGCCCAUACGAAUGAAAAUUCCCUUGUUUGCAAGGUGUGCCAUGAAGCUUUCAGGGAUGAUGGUGCCAUUUCGAUACACGACUGCCCACAAAUACACAAGGGACCGAAGCCUUCCGAGACCAGAUCAAUGAGUACCCCAACAUUCAGUGCAAAUGGUACUCUCACGUCGCAGGUGUGUGCCCAUAUCAACUCGAAAUGUCAGACAUCCUCCAGUCAAAACGAGGACCUCGUGCUUAAGGUGGACCCUAAACUCAAUUGGCCAUCGCAAACUUCAGUCAAAAAAAGGGGCCUUGCAGGGUCCACUCAACGAUGCAAAUCCAUCUGGUGUGAAACUAGUAUUGUCGAAAAUGAUGAUCUUGCUUGGCAGUCCUUCGACUGCGACGAGUGCCAAGGGACUUUUCCCGAUGAAAGCAGCCUUAGGCAUCACAAAUAUGUUUACCAUUUCUACCGAUGUUCGCUGUGUUCGGAAACUUUUAGAUUAAACUGGGAUCGCUCGACGCACAUGGCCCUUUGGCAUUGCUACCGAUGCCAUUUGUGCCAUAAAAUUUGCACCACAUCCUCUGAUCUUAAGAGACACGAAUGGGAAGCUCACGGACUUUGA
Copidosoma floridanum is the source of this 1707-nucleotide messenger RNA. RefSeq names its product zinc finger protein 345-like. NCBI's taxonomy places the organism in Eukaryota, Metazoa, Arthropoda, Insecta, Hymenoptera, Encyrtidae. The record is from RefSeq and is a predicted model, not a curated record.